Messenger RNA from Prosopis cineraria, 3503 nucleotides. RefSeq names its product transcription initiation factor TFIID subunit 4b-like. Gene Ontology annotation, molecular function: protein heterodimerization activity; DNA binding; RNA polymerase II general transcription initiation factor activity. NCBI's taxonomy places the organism in Eukaryota, Viridiplantae, Streptophyta, Magnoliopsida, Fabales, Fabaceae. Gene Ontology annotation, biological process: transcription initiation at RNA polymerase II promoter. The record is from RefSeq and is a predicted model, not a curated record. Gene Ontology annotation, cellular component: transcription factor TFIID complex.
UCGGCCGGGUACUCGUUCAGUUCCCAAACCCGUAGCCCUAAGUUGGUCUUCAUUCAAUUUCUCACUUUAUCUUCUUCCCUGUUCGAGCUUGAGAGCGAGACGCGAGCCGUCGGCGCCCACCGUCUGUUCGCCAUAGCGUCGCCCAUCCUCCAUUGGCCUUCGGUCGUCGCCCAUCCAGAGACUUCGCCUUAGGCCUCGCAGCUCGCAGAGACGGACGCAGAGUCGUCCAUCGUCCAUCGCCCUCGUCCAGCUUCCCUCCACCUCUACCGUCGGCCUCCGCCUGGCAGCUCGCAGACUUCAACUGCUUCAUUUAUGAUCCAAGAUAACGGUGACUUGGAAUUGUUAUGGAUCCAUCUAUAGUUAAGCUUCUUGAAGAUGAUGAGGAUGAAACGAUGCAUUCAGGGGCAGACGUGGAAGCCUUCCAGGCCGCCUUAAAUAGAGACAUAGGAGGAGACAUGUCUACUUCUCAGCCUUCUGGUUCAGACACAGUUUUGUCUCAAGGAAACAGCACCACAUACAGUCAGUCAUUACCACAGUGGCCAGCUUCUAGCCAUGAUAAUAAAACUGAUCCUCAAACUCAACAAGAUCCUAACAUUGCUCAGCAGCAGCAACAAUCUUCGUCUGAGAUGGAGAUCAAACACAGUGGCCAACUGCAGAAUGUUGCUCCUCAGGAUGUUAAUCAUCCACCCCCCUCUCAGAAGCAAUCUCAAGAUGAAGGUCACCAAGGGCAGACUGUACACGGCUCCCUCCAAAACCCUCAAACGAGUGGGAUCCCAAAUCCUGGGAAAGAUCCAGUUAUUAAGAAUGAGCCUGUCAAAACGCAUAAUCAGAGCAAUGAAUCUCAAUAUAUCAAGUUGCAGCAGAUGAGUAAUCAACAGGCGACAGUCACUGAGCAGCCAAGUGGCCAAAUAAAUCGUAGUAAACAAGUGCCAUUUGGCCUAUUGCUGCCAAUCUUGCUUCCGCAGCUUCCCAAAGACAGAGCCAUGCAACUCCAAACUUUGUUUGCCAAAUUAAAGAAAGAUGAAAUUCCAAAGGAUAAUUUUGUGAGGCUUAUGAAAAGUAUUGUAGGCGAUCAGAUGCUCAGAAUGGCAUUAGCAAAAGUGCAAUCACAGACGAGAUCCAACCAAGGACCCAUUGGGCAGCAGCACCCUAUGAGGAUGCCUGCUGUUAGUUCGGGGGCAACACAGUUCAGUGAUCCCCAUGGAUUAGCACAAUUGCAUCACAGAAGUGUGAACCCUCCUUCAAACCAAUCUCAUAUUAAUUCUUCAACUGUACAUGUGAAGAAUGAACCAGUUUAUCCAACUAUGGAUAAUAGUGUCAAAAAAUCUCAGGAAUUGGAUGUUAAAAUAGAAUCCCAAGCAGUGCAACCGAGUCAGAUAUCAUCUUCCAGUUCCAACUUUGCUAGCCAAGAAUCAGAAAGGUCCUCCUUGCACAUACAAGGGCUUACUAAGCAGCAGCAGCAGCAUCUGCAUUUUUCAUCAGCACAUGGAAGUAGUGGUACCAAUUAUAAUCUUUAUUCUGGCACAAGCAGUAGUUCUACAUCUCUCAAAGCGCCACUGCAUGAUUCCCAUUUGAGGCAAAUUCCUCAUCAAAACAUUGCUCAAAAUCACCUGGGGGGGCCCACACAGGGUAUGAAUCUGAUUGGCAUGACAAAACUUGAUAGACAGAAUUCCAUCAAUGAUCCAAAGAGACUGCAGGGAGUGUCUGCUCCUCCUGUUGUAAGUAGUGCAGGAUCACAACAAACACCCAAUGCUUGGCAACCUUCGAAUGUUAAAAAGGAACCUACUGACCUGUCUGCUGAGCAGCAACAGAGACAUCAUUUAUCUAAAUUGCAUGGAAUUUCUUCUGUUGGCACUGGUCAGAUUGAACAGGGAAAUGGCAAUCAGGGAACUUCAAAGGAUGAGUUUUCAAGAGGUCUUCCAGCAUCUACAAAUAUGCCGCCUACAACUACUUCUAGCUUGUUGCAUUCCAAUUCUGGUACCCCUUCAAUGAUUGCUCAACAGGAACCAAGUGUCCCGCUAAGCUCUCAGAUCCCCACAAACCCUUCAGGGAUUAUUGCAAGGGCGCCUCUGAAAAAGCCCUCUCUUGGCCAAAAGAAACCACUGGAGGGACUUGGUUCGUCACCACCUCCUCCAAGUAAGAAACAGAAAGCAUCUGGGGCUUCUAUGGAACAAAGCAUUGAACAGCUUAAUGAUGUUACUGCUGUUAGUGGAGUUGAUCUUAGGGAGGAGGAAGAACAGUUAUUUUCAGGGCCAAAAGAGGACAGCCGAAUUUCAGAAGCAUCUCGAAGAGUCGUGCAAGAAGAAGAAGAAAGACUGAUUUUGCAGAAAGCACCACUGCAGAACAAAUUGAUGGAUAUUAUGGUCAAAUGUGGUUUGAAGGGUAUGAGCAAUGAUGUAGAGAAAUGCUUGUCUCUGUGCGUGGAGGAAAGAAUGCGUGGAUUAAUAAGUAGCCUGAUCAGACUCUCAAAACAGCGAGUGGAUUUUGAGAAGACCAGACACCGGGUUGUUGUCACAUCAGACGUUCGGCAACAAAUCAUGGCAAUUAAUAAGAGAGCAAGGGAAGAGUGGGAGAAGAAACAGACAGAAGCAGAGAAGACUCGUAAACUUAAUGAAGCUGAGAGUAAUCCUGGGCUUGAUUGUGACAAGGAUAAGGAUGAAGGUCGUAAUAAAUCAACAAAGGUAAAUAAGGAAGAGGAUGACAAAAUGAGGACAAAUGCUGCAAAUGUUGCUGCUCGAGCUGCUGUUGGGGGAGAUGACAUGCUGUCAAAAUGGCAACUCAUGGCGGAGCAAGCCCGUCAAAAACGUGAAGGAGUGGUAGAUGCAUCAUCUAGUUCUCAACCUGCUAAAGAUGCGAGUCGCAAGUCUGCAUCUUCAUCUGGAAGAAGUACCAAGGAUAAUUCGGAUGGGGAGAAAAAGACUUCAACGUCUUUUGGGACUUCUGGAACUGCUCGAAAACUUGGGAGAAAUCAAGGCAUUGCACAUCAAACUCGAGUAGCUCGUAGCAUCUCUGUUAAGGAUGUGAUUGCAGCUCUGGAAAGGGAACCCCAGAUGUCCAAGUCACCACUAAUAUAUAGCUUGUACGAGAGAAUUCAUUCCGAUGCACUGGCUGAAUAAGAUAAAAGAUGGUUUUGAAGAUUUUGGCCUCGUUAAUCUGAAUAAGCUCUAGAAUUGAAGGUCUGCUCUAGUUUGGCUGAUUUCAGCUAUUCGGCUGGCCUGCUACUGGUUAAAUUUUUGGUCUACUGAAGCUACUGUCAACUCCGAUGUAGGAAAUUAAUCCAAUUGAAGUUCAAAAAGUUAGCCUAAUUUUGUAUAUGCUUGUCAAUAUUUUUUUUGGGCCAAAAUGUACACUUGUCAAUAUGACAUACGGUUCUUUUUAUUAUUUUUCUGUUUUCAACCAUGAUAUGCUUCGAUUUAAUGUAAGAUGAAAUGCAGAGAUGGCCUUCUAAACGUUGGCCAUAAUAUAACUAUAGGAAUUGAACGUUUGUUUGUUUGGUUUUUUUU